AUGGGAAUGGUGGCUGUGGCUGACAUGAUGAAUGGAGCCAUCUGGGUCUUCAACCCUCACAACACCUUCUCCAAGGGGGAAUGGAUAAAGAUCAGAAAGGUUGAUUCCCCUAUGGGUAUUGGAGUGGACUCCACGGGCAAGAUCCUGGACCCUCGCUAUGUCAGUCCAGCACCCAAUGGCGGUUUUGUGGUAAGUGAGGAGUGUGGAGAUGUCAAGGUCACAAGCAGCCGUAAGCUCCUCUGCUCCCUCAGCAGCAAAUACAGACACUGGUUUGGCAACCCAGCUGGGGUCUGCGUUGACUUGGAUGGCAGUAUCCUGGUGGCAGACGAGCAGCGCCGCACAGUCCACUUGUUCCCAGAGCAAGGGGCUCCUGUCUGCCUGGUGUCCACAGGGCUACGGAGGCCCGCUGGUGUGGCUUGCUCCUCCUUCGGGCACCUCUUUGUGGCAGAUGCGGGAGAAAACUGUGUCAAAGUCUUUAAGUACCACACGAGACACCGUUACAGCCCCGUCAACCCUGGGGCGCCGUGUGGUGACCCCAGCCUAUCACCCAGAAGGGGCAUCGGGCAGGGUCCACCGCAACCCUGCUGA
This is a messenger RNA of Cuculus canorus (common cuckoo), 588 nucleotides long. RefSeq names its product NHL repeat containing 4 (gene NHLRC4). Gene Ontology annotation, biological process: negative regulation of translation; protein polyubiquitination; proteasome-mediated ubiquitin-dependent protein catabolic process. The record is from RefSeq and is a predicted model, not a curated record. Lineage: Eukaryota; Metazoa; Chordata; Aves; Cuculiformes; Cuculidae. Gene Ontology annotation, molecular function: translation repressor activity; protein binding; ubiquitin protein ligase activity.